AAAUAAGCUUUUACAAUGAAACGUACGAUAACCAACGACCUUAUAUCCUCUGAAAUAGACUGCCAUCUUACGGCUUCAAGCUCCAUGACCAGCCUCCUCGAAAGCUGCCAAAUUUCACCGGCGCCCGGCGGGGCGGCCGAGCUUUCCUUGCCGAUGACUUUCAUCGACAUCUUUUGGUUGCAUUUUCAUCCUAUUCGCCGCCUUCUCUUCUACGAGUUCCCUUGUUCUAAGUCUUAUUUCUUGGAGACCCUCGUUCCAAAACUCAAAGAAUCGCUUUCCCAAACACUCAAACACUACCUUCCCCUUGCAGGCAAUUUAGUCUACCCUUCAAACACCGAGAGGAAACCCAUAAUCCGUUAUGUGGCGGGUGAGUCUGUUUCUGUAUCGAUCGCCGAGUCUGCUAAUGAUUUUGACAAUCUUGUAGGAAAUCAUGCUCGAGAUGCUGAUCAAUUCUACGAUUUCAUGCCUCAGCUGCAGCUGAUAACUGAUGAAUCUGGUGACAAACUGUUACGAUUGCUAGCCGUCCAGGUAACACUGUUUCCUGACCGUGGCAUAUGUAUUGGCCUCACCAACCAUCACUCCGCUGGCGAUGCCAAUUCGAUUGUGGGGUUUAUAAGGUCUUGGGCUACAAUAAGUAAACAUGGAGGUGAUGAGGAGCUCUUGAUCACACAAGGUGAAUCUUUGCCGCUCUUUGAUAGAUCCCUGAUGAAAGUCCCCCCUGGAUUGGACACUAUUUUCUGGAACCAUGCCAAAGAAAUUCCUUUGCAGCCCCCAUCUUUCCCCUUACCGACCAAUAGGGUCCGCGCUACAUAUGUUCUAAACCAAUCUGCAAUCAAGAAACUGAAGGAUGCCGUUCUGUCAAGAAAUCGAGGUUCAGUUCACACAUCAUCUUUUGUGGUCAUGGCUGCUCAUAUCUGGACGUGUUUGGUAAGAUCACUUACAGCUGGUGAGGAAGAGAGAGCUGCUGCUGCUGCUGCUCCUGCUGAUGAGCUUGAAACCUUCCUGUUUGCAGUGGAUACCCGGGCACGUUCGAAUCCACCUUUACCUGGAAAUUACUUUGGAAACUGCUUAUCAUAUGGGCUGGUAAGAAUUCGGCAUCAGGAUAUGGUAGGGAAUGAAGGGUUCUUUCUGGCGGCUGAGGCUAUAGCAGAUGUGAUUAAAAACAGGGUAAACGAUGUGGAGAAAACCUAUGCAGAUGCUGAGAAUUGGUUUACGGAAGUCGGUUCAGUAGUACAGAGCCGCAUUUUAGCAGUGUCUGGAUCCGCCAGAGUUGAUCUUUACAGCACGGAUUUUGGAUGGGGCAAGGUGAGAAAGCUGGAAACACUGUCGAUCGAUGGAGAGAAUUAUUCAAUGUCGUUGUGUAAGGCGGGAGCCUCCGAGGGAGGAUUAGAGGUUGGUUUGUCUUUGCCAAAGGUGAUUAUGGCUGCUUUUGCUGCUGCUUUUGCUGAUGGAAUAAAGGGUUCAUAAGUCAUCUGUUGCUGCUGCUGCUUUAACUGGAUUCCUACAAUUAUGCAACAGCAUAAUGAUUGCACCAUAGUUUAAGAGGUUGAGUUCCUUCUUUUUCCAUGUAAUGAUGGGGGUAGAACAUUGCUUUCUCUAUUGUGAUUGUUUAUGCAGCUUGGAAGAUAUUGUUACUGGUUGCUGGAAACAUGUUUUUGUUUCAUUCAAGAUAAUAAACCCUCUUUUGUCUUAGUGUUUAAUUA
Sesamum indicum (sesame) is the source of this 1703-nucleotide messenger RNA. RefSeq names its product anthocyanidin 3-O-glucoside 6''-O-acyltransferase-like. Lineage: Eukaryota; Viridiplantae; Streptophyta; Magnoliopsida; Lamiales; Pedaliaceae. The record is from RefSeq and is a predicted model, not a curated record.